Messenger RNA from Fusarium falciforme, 2076 nucleotides. RefSeq lists its product as hypothetical. NCBI's taxonomy places the organism in Eukaryota, Fungi, Ascomycota, Sordariomycetes, Hypocreales, Nectriaceae. Bases 1 to 2076 code for a protein of 691 amino acids. Gene Ontology annotation, cellular component: cytoplasm; ubiquitin ligase complex. The transcript has 2 exons. Gene Ontology annotation, biological process: protein polyubiquitination; ubiquitin-dependent protein catabolic process; positive regulation of proteasomal ubiquitin-dependent protein catabolic process. The record is from RefSeq and is a predicted model, not a curated record. Gene Ontology annotation, molecular function: zinc ion binding; ubiquitin conjugating enzyme binding; ubiquitin protein ligase activity.
AUGGACGAGAGCGAUGAUCCCCGCUUUAUGGAGCUCGGCUCCCUCGAGGCCAUCUACCCCGAGAUCCGUCACCCUGACGCCAAGGACCCCUUCGCCUUUGAGAUUGAGCUCCCCGUCGAGCCCGCCGCUCCCGUCACCGUCACCUUCCCAGCAGCUUCUGCGCCCGCUCACCCGGGCCUGAACACCCCUGGCCAGGCCGCAGAGAAUGGCCAGCCAGAGGUGGAUUCUCUCGAGGUCUCGUAUCUCCCGUCCUUGCGGCUGCAGAUCCGUCUUCCCGAAGGCUACCCUGUAGAUGCACCGCCAAAAGUGCAGAUAUCGACGACGCCGCAGUGGUUGACGAAAGAGACCAUCAAGAGACUCGAGGAUGAUGGUCCGCGCCUGUGGGAUGAGAUCGGACGUGACAUGGUUGCCUUUACUUAUAUUGAUCACAUCCAGCGUGCUGCUGAGGAUGUCUUUGGGACCAUCAGCGCCGAGGGAACCCUCGAGGUUGACCCUGAGCACAAGCUCGCCGUGCUAGACCACGACAUUAAAUCCAAGAAGGCUGCCUUUGAAAGGGAAACCUUUGACUGUGGUGUCUGUCUUGACCCCAAGAAGGGAUCCAAGUGUCACAAGAUGCUCGACUGCGGUCACAUCUUUUGCAUACAAUGUCUUCAGGAGUUCUACAAUGACGCCAUCAAAGAGGGCAAUCUAUCCACUGUACGGUGCUUAGCACCAAACUGUGCCAAGGAGCGUGCUGCCUCUAAAGAGACCAAGAAACCAAAGGUCGCCGUGAGCCCCAGCGAACUUCUCCAGAUUGGCCUCGCCGAGGACAUGGUCAAGCGCUACGUUACGCUCAAGUACAAGACCGAGCUCGAGUCUGACAAGAACACCAUCUACUGUCCUCGCCAGUGGUGUAACGGUGCUGCUCGAUCUAAGCGUCACAAGAAGCCUGAAGGUCUCGACUUUGCCGAAACGUCUGAUGCCGAGUCUGAGAAAGAGGACGAAGAAAAGGAGGGAGACAACAGCGCAAAGAAGAAAAAGAAGAAGGACAUCUUCAACAGAGCGGACCUCCUGGCCAUCUGCGAAGACUGCGGCUUUGCCUUCUGCGGCCAGUGUUACCAGUCAUGGCACGGAGAAUUUGUCCGUUGCGCACCAAGACGUGACAAGGGCGAGCUCAGCGAGGAGGAAAAGGCCUCGCUCGAGUAUCUCCAGCUUCACACAAGUCCUUGUCCGACGUGCAACGCCCCCGCGCAAAAGACUCACGGCUGCAACCACAUGAUCUGCUCCCGUUGCGACACCCACUUCUGCUACUUGUGUUCGUCAUGGCUCGAUCCCGUCAACCCCUAUCAGCACUACAACCAGCAGCCCGGCGGAAAGGUCACUUCAUGUUACAUGCGGCUCUGGGAACUCGAGGGCGGCGACGGCGAUGACGUGGGCCUUGGCUUCAUCGGAGGAAGAGGUCCUGCACAGGCACAGGCACAGGAGCCGGCGGUACCGCUCGAGGUGGUUGAGUUCGAGUCUGACGAUGACAGCGACAACGAGGAUCAGGGCAAUGCCGCCGACGCCAACCAGCCGCAGGCUCAGUUAGGCGCUCAAGGUCAGGCCAUCGAAGUCGCUCGCGAAGGUCCCCUCGUUAUCCGACUAGUCGACAACCAUGCCAGAGACGGCCGCCGGGCGGUCCCUCCAGCUGCGCCUGACGCACCACAACAGCCAGCAGCGGGCCGCGGCCACCACGGCCCACCUCGAGGCCCGGCGGGUCGAGGACGCGGUGCAAGAGGCGGUGGAAGACACCAGCCAGCGGCGCCGGCACCCCGAGGGAGAGGAAGAGGGCGUGGAGGUGCUGCACGUCAACGACCGAAUCAGCAACAUCAACAUCAACAACAACACCAACCACCCGCUCAUCACAACCAACAGCAGCAGCAGCAACCGGCCCAGAACCAGGCCGUCAACAAUAACAAUAACAACAAUAACCAGGCCGGCCUCGACCCAGCCCAAGAGGCAUGGGUUCGUCGCUUCGUGCAGAUGGCCCUGCUGGACGAGGAAGACCUCGUCGAAGGCGACUCGGACGAAGAGGGCGACAACUGGAUAAUCCAAUAA